Molecule: messenger RNA, 997 nt
Organism: Eurytemora carolleeae
Lineage: Eukaryota; Metazoa; Arthropoda; Copepoda; Calanoida; Temoridae
Gene: Rpi
Product: ribose-5-phosphate isomerase
Exons: 12
Coding region: 71-838 (255 amino acids)
Biological process (GO): D-ribose metabolic process; pentose-phosphate shunt, non-oxidative branch
Cellular component (GO): intracellular membrane-bounded organelle
Molecular function (GO): ribose-5-phosphate isomerase activity
Source: RefSeq, a predicted model, not a curated record
GUUGCAGAUUUGAAAUCAUAAAUGUGACAGUGGAUUUCUGGACGGAUACAAUUAGGUAGGUUUACACCAGAUGCAGUUGAGAAGAUUACAGAAUUUCAGGCAGUUAUAUAAAUACUUACAUACUUCAGAGAUGAGUGUCGAAGAAUCUAAGAAGAAAGCGGCAUUUGCUGCAGUAGACAACCAUGUUAAACCAAACCAGAUUGUGGGGGUUGGAAGUGGUUCUACCAUUGUAUACGCAGUCCAGCGGUUAGCCGCAAGGGAGAAGGAAGAAGGAUUAAACAUUAGAUGUGUUCCUACCUCCUUCCAGGCCCGUCAGCUAAUCCUAGAUGCCGGUCUCAACCUUUCAGAUCUAGAACGGGAAUCUCAGAUAGAUAUAACUAUCGAUGGAUGUGAUGAAAGUGAUGUAAACCUAACCCUGAUCAAGGGUGGUGGGGGAUGUUUAACCCAGGAGAAGAUAGUAGCUGCUAACUCCAGGGAGUUUGUUGUAAUCGCAGAUUACAGAAAGAAUUCCGCUUCUCUAGGAGAACAGUGGAAAUAUGUUCCUAUUGAAGUUGUUCCCUUUGCAUGGAAGCAGGUUAAAAGUAAAAUAGAACAGGAAUUGGGCGGAGAGGCGAAAUUGAGAAUGGCUAAAGCAAAAGCAGGGCCUGUAGUGACGGAUAACUCAAUGUUUCUGUUAGACUGGUAUAUGGGGGACCAGGCAAGGGACUGGUUUACUGUCAAUCAGAGGAUAGUUACUAUUCCAGGAGUUCUGGAGACUGGUUUGUUUGUAAACAUGGCGCAGAAAGCGUACUUCGGGCUGGAGAAUGGAACAGUUCUGGAAAAAGCAAAACCAGUUUGAACCCACAUGUAGAUUCACCUGCUUCAGUGUGUAGUAGCUAUUCCCAAUAAAACCCGUUCUUCCGCUAGCUGUGAAUGCAUUUAUGCCACGUUUUAAUUCUCAAUACUCAUGUAUAUGAAUUUUAUUUACAAUUGAAAUAUAUUUUUGCAAAGCUUCUAA